AGAUGGUUGGCAACACUGACAGCUGUGCCGGCCGCCAGCCAAAUGAUUUUCCGUUUUUUUGUUACGCCAAUAAAGUCGUGUACGGCCGAUAAGCGGGCGAUCUGGUGAAAUCCACGGGAAUAGUUGGCCCAGCCAGUCACCUUAGUUCCUCCGCCGCGAGCGCUUUUUAUUGCACCCUCACGACUCGACAACUCAUUAGUUGGGCCUUAAUCUCGAGUGCCAGGCGAAGCGAGGGCCGAAGAUUAGAUUUCGCUCCGCCGAAGAUCACAUCACAGACGCAGCGACUCGCAGAACAAACGGAAAACAUGAACUCCAUCCUGAUAACGGGCUGCAACCGCGGCCUUGGUCUGGGCCUGGUCAAGGCGCUGGUGGCGCUGCCUCAGCCGCCGCAGCAUCUCUUCACCACAUGCCGCAGCCGGGCGCAGGCCACGGAACUGGAGGAUCUGGCCAAGAAGCACUCCAAUAUCCACAUUCUGGAGAUUGAUCUGAAGAACUUCGAGGCCUAUGACAAGCUGGUUGCUGAUAUAGAGUGCGUGACCAAGGAUCAGGGACUCAACGUGCUCUUCAACAAUGCCGGCAUUGCGCCCAAGUCCACGCGGAUUACGGCUACCAGGUCGCAGGAUCUGAUGGACACGCUGCAGACGAACACGGUGGUGCCCAUAAUGCUGACCAAGGCCUGUCUGCCGCUGCUGAACAAGGCGGCCAAGGUGAACGCAUCGGAGCCGAUGGGCGUGGGUCGGGCCGCGGUCAUCAACAUGUCCUCGAUCCUGGGCUCCAUACAGCUAAACACGGACGGUGCCAUGUACGCUUAUCGCGCCUCCAAGUCGGCUCUUAAUGCGGCCACCAAGUCGAUGAGCAUCGAUCUGUUUCCGCAGCGCAUCCUGUGCAUCAGCCUGCAUCCUGGUUGGGUUCGAACUGACAUGGGCGGCAGCAAUGCCCCCCUGGAUGUGCCCACCAGCACCGGAGAGAUUGUGAAGACUAUCUGCGGGCUGAGCGAGCAGCAGAACGGCAGCUUCCUUAACUUUGAUGGCAAGCAGUUGCCUUGGUGAAGGGCAAAUGGCUUAACCAACUGCAUUUUCACCAUAUUGCAUUAUGUUUAUUCUUAUUUCUUGAUUGUUGUUGAAUAAACCUAACACUUGAAGUGCCUGGAAAAAA
Messenger RNA from Drosophila serrata, 1155 nucleotides. It is a transcript of the gene sni, whose product is annotated as SDR family oxidoreductase sniffer. Gene Ontology annotation, cellular component: cytoplasm. The record is from RefSeq and is a predicted model, not a curated record. Gene Ontology annotation, molecular function: carbonyl reductase (NADPH) activity. Lineage: Eukaryota; Metazoa; Arthropoda; Insecta; Diptera; Drosophilidae.